Molecule: messenger RNA, 2854 nt
Organism: Formica exsecta
Lineage: Eukaryota; Metazoa; Arthropoda; Insecta; Hymenoptera; Formicidae
Product: G-protein coupled receptor Mth2-like
Exons: 7
Coding region: 1087-2562 (491 amino acids)
Biological process (GO): cell surface receptor signaling pathway; G protein-coupled receptor signaling pathway
Cellular component (GO): membrane
Molecular function (GO): G protein-coupled receptor activity
Source: RefSeq, a predicted model, not a curated record
GCAUCGCCACACGCGAAAGAUCGCUCUCUCAUUCGAUAAAGGCACGAGCGGAUCGCGGUGCCCGUCCAGUCGCUUCUCGGACUUCGAUCGGUGAACCACGUGUCGCGUGGAUCCUAUCGAUCGCUGAGCACGCUGUCAAACUUUGAUGCCUGCCGCUGGGAUUACCUGUUAAAGUGGCCGGAAAAAAGAUCUCUCCCGCAUGGAAAAUUUUUAUUAAUAAUGACAAGAUAAAAUUCCGAUUCUCGAGAGAGUAACGUGUACAGUGAAAAAUAUCUCUAAGGAUUUAACGAGAUAAGUUGGAGUUCGCCGACGAUCGGACGAUUGAGUAUGAACGGAUCCUUGAUAAUCGAUAAUCCGGUGUUGAAUAAUUUAUUGUAAGAGUCAAUCGCGCCAAGUCUCGAAGAUCCAGUGUCAAAAAGUUUCUCGUUUUUCGGACUACGAGUCUCGAAAGGAUUUCCAGAUGACUUAGCACGCGCCCUGACAUCGAGUGUGAUUGAUGGAUACGCGAGUACUCAUGCGGAGAGAUCGCUGCGGAGAAAAAGAUUGUCGGAAAAAAUACGAUAGAAGUAGCAAGUGAUUCGAGAAUCAAUAGAGAUAAUUCAUCACUAAUCUUGAUUCUAUGAUUCUCGAGAGCCUCGGAGUUACGUCCGUCUGGCUAAUUCAUGAAGCCGAAUCGAAAGCGGAUUCAGAUCUUUAAUCGAAACCGAUUAAGCGUUUAGUAAGUUGGCAUUACAUAGAAGACUUAUCGAUAAGUGCAAGCAGGGUGUGACGAGAUAAAUGUGCAAGAGAGAUUCUAAUAUAUGAUAUCGAGUGACGAAAGACGAAGAGUGGAAGCGCCUGUCCCGUCCAAACGUCACCAAGAUGCGCAUCGUACGAUUUAAUCUCCUAUCAUCGACAUAUCCAGAGCAAAGCUAGAUUGCCAUUCUCGUUUGUAGAGCCCAUUCUAUGAAAAAUCCAAAGUUCGAUUAUGUUUACAAGGUGUUCGAUAUUUAAUAUAAGUAUAUUUGAAAGUUGACGCGAUAUAAAUCUCAACUGUGCGAAGAUACAUUUUUCAUAGACUUUGACAAGACGUAAAUAUUAUCCAGGAUGAGUCUCAUUCGCAUCUGCGCCCUUUUCGUGUAUCUGUUGGCGCCAAUCGCGCACACGAGUGAUGUACCACCCAUUAUACGUUUUAUUCCAUUGCAAAACGAGACUCAAAUACCGGAGGAAUACGGACAGCUCCCAUUGGUGGGAAAAUGUUGCCCCGUAAACGAAGUUCUUGCAAAAAGCGAGGAUGGGCCUCCCAAGUGCGUCUCCUCGAACGAUUCGUUGACGGAGUACUUCUCGCCCUUCUUCAGCCAGUACAAUCUCACCGGCGUGUUGGUGCCCGGAGAUGAAUAUCCUCAUUUCGUCGCUAUCGUUGGAAGUCCCUGCGAUCGAAAGUACAUGCUAGAACCGAAGAAAGACGAGAAGGAUAAAUAUUAUUUACUAUUAAAUGGUUCCAUCUUCGCGCCUAGAAUCAGUUAUGCACCAAUCAUGCUCAUGCCCGGUAAGGACUACUGCAUGGAAAUUGUGCCCGAACAGGGACUUAUGGUAUUCGUUUGUUUCCAAGAAGAAAUCGCGGAUGUACGGGUCAUCGUUUACGCUUGUGGGCUCUUGAUCUCGGUGCCUUUUUUUAUUCUCACCAUCGCGGCGUACGUGAUAACGCCACGAUUAAGGGACGUCCACGGGAAAGCCCUUUGUCACUAUUGCGGUUGCUUGGCGGUGGCCUUCAGUACUUUGGCCAUUACGCAACUCGCGAGCUCGCGAUUUCCGUUUGAAGUCUGCGUUAGCAUGGCGUUCGUCAUCCAGUUCUCGUUCGUGGCCUGCUUUUUCUGGCUGAACGUGAUGUGCAUCGAAACUUGGUCAUUAGUACGUCACCAUGUGAACCAUCGCUCGUACAGAAAGAUUCAGUCCAAAAGGCUGUUCUUCUAUUACUCGAUAUGGGCCUGGGGCCCGUCGGCGAUUCUCAUUCUCGUCUCGAUGGCGAUGGAUCUCAGUCCCACGAUACCCAUGACCUACGUCAAGCCCGCUUUCGGUAGCGACAGCUGCUGGUUCAAGUCCGACGCGGAAGCCAUGCCGUACUUUUACGUACCGAUCGGUCUUCUUCUGGUGUCGAAUACGACUCUCUUCAUAAUCACGGCUGUCAAGAUCAGCCGCUAUCAGCAGGAGCUCGCGUUAAGACGCAUGGCGAGGAAUGAGCAUUCCGAUCGAGAGGAUCAGAGACUCUUCCGCAGAAUCAAACGGACUUUCGUCGUCUGCCUGGUGCUCUUCUUCCUGAUGGGUCUCAAUUGGAUGAUGGAAUUGGUCUCUUGGUGGGCUGGCCCUCUGGAGUGGUCAGCGUUCGAUCUAGUGAACGCUCUUCAGGGCGUCCUCGUCUUCGGCUUGUUCGUCUUGAGGAAGCCCGUCAGGAAUUUCGUCUGGCAUCGAAUACAAAAGCUACGGGGAAUCCAUACCGUGGAACCGGAUAUCGGAAGUAUGGAUCUAGCACUACUGCCUGUGAUAAACGGUGAUUCCUUACCUAGACAGACUGUCGUUCAAUGAUAAUUUAGACAGAAAAAUUCAUGUUUAUCUAGACGUGAAAGUAUGAUGCAUUUAAUGCGCGCGUCGACCCAACAAGUACAAAUGUCGGCCGUGAACUUGAGGCGAUCGAUAAACUGAUAACGGCCCGGUGGAGGGAGGGACCCGAAUGUAUAUAUGGCUUCGCAGCGUGAGAUCGAAGUUAUUUUAACUUCGAUAUAUAGAGGUGGAAUAGAACGACCUUCUCGAUCGAUGACGUUUGCAGAGAGGUGAAAUAUCACCCUGUUAUUGAUGUGAUUCUUCGAUUUUAUGAACC